UCCAAAUGUCGUGAGGAAAUCUGAACACACUUGACGAAGGACGAAGUACCGGUAUGUGGAUGGGCCAUUAUGGUGACGAGAAUACCAAUUCCAUGCACGUGGGGGACACAACGACCCCGUCGGCGCGAGCGGAACUGAACAUGAAGGAGAAGCAGCGCAUGUCCAAGAUGAACGAUACAAUCGAGCACCUUCGCAAGGAACUCGAAGCAGCGGGUGUGUCGAGCAAAAUGAACAAGCAGUCGAUCCUGGACAACACUCUGCAUUACGUCACCAUGCUCCAGAAUGACGUCGUGAUCGCCAAGCAAAAGUCCGAGUACGCACUACGCAUGGCGCCGGCCAUGAUGGAGUCGUCGAUAUCCCCACUCGAGCGCUACUUUGACAUGUCCAGCGUUCCCAAGUGCAUUAUCACCACGGAUAUCGCCCUCGUGCGUGCGAACCAGGCAUUCCUCACCAUGUCUGGCUUCACCGAAGGCGCCCUGCGACACCCGUCCACGUUGUUGGCGUGCUUGAGCGUCGACACGUCCCGCCUUCGCACGAUCGUCCGCGACGCGAUGGAAACCCGACAACCCGUGCGAGCGGCAGUUGAAAAUGGAUUUGCGACCUCUCUAUCGAUGAACAAUCUCGUGUUCACAGCGAUUUUCGAUUCCAGUGGAACCGCUGUGGAUUGCAUCGAAGUGGUCGUGGUAGCAUCCAGUCACCAGUACCGCCAGCGACCGCCUACCGGGCACAUUACAGUAUAGCGUACAUACAGUAGUAGUAUGAGCAGCGCACGGAUGUGUGAAUGUCAAUUUUGUCGUCGAAUGUACGACUUGAAUUGUACGGUCAAGUGACUUAGCACCAAAAAACGGUGGGCCAAAAGUACCAACAUAACGUUAGUUGGGAGAAGUAGGUGGCUGGCUACACAUAGAGGGAAUGGAUGGCAGGUGGAGUUUGACUAGUCGAAUUUGUCAGUCAUGUCCAUCAGGGUCAUCAUGUUAUGGGGCAUGUCUAAUGACCAGCACCCGAUCCGCGGGCCUGCGCACCCCGCGAGGGCCUUGGUCGUCCGCAUCACACGCACAUGCCACGAUGGGAAAGUCGGCAUGGCCAUCAUGAACAGACAAGUCUGGCAUCAUCUCGCGCAGGUCCUUCUUGAUGCUGCCGGCGUGGUCGCUGCACGAAAUGUCCAAGAAGGUCAGGGACGGACAGCAGGCCUUGACGCGGUCCGUCCAUGUUGCGGUUGGCUUGCUGCCCCCACGAAUUCCUCGAAGGAUGAGGACUUUCAGCGCAGGCAGUUGGGGCCAUUGGUGCCACAAGUCGGACAGAUGAACCGAGUGACAGUGUGCCAACGACAGGUGCCGCAAGCGAGGCGCGGUUGCUUGAGUGAACGUGACAAUGUCGUUUGCGUCCACAGUGCUACAUCCAGACAGGUCCAGCGACUGCAAUCGGUCGAAACGGCGGAGGCAUGCUGUCGCAUCGAUGGAGCCAGUGCAGCCAAUGUCCAACGAGGUUAGGGAUGUCGGGAGAUGCGUUAGAGUGGUCUUGGGAAGGUUGGAGCACAUGGCGAGAUUCAGAGUCUGGAGGUGUUCUAAGGACGACAGCGGUGUGGGAUCAGUGAGACCACUGCAGAAUGACAGGUCCAGGGACGUUAACGACGGUAGCGCGGCGGAGAUGGUGGCCAAUGCAUCGUUUGUGAGCUUGUGGCACCCGUGCAAGUUGAGAUUUGUGAGCUGUGGCAAGGAGGAUGCAAUUAGUGCGACGGUGGCGUCGGUGGUCGAUGGAGUCCAUUGCAGCGAUAACGACAAGAGGCCGGCGUGGUAUCGACGAAGGACACACUGGGAGAGCAGUUUAUGCGGGCGAAGGGUGGCGUGGAGGUCGAGGGACCUGACAAUGCGCGCCCCGUGGGUCGACAGGUCCCGGCUCACGAGCGACAGCACGCGAAUGAUCACAAAAGAGUCGACAUACCCCGAGAAGAGGGCUUGUGCGAGAGCUUGCACGGCUACUGGUGCUUUCUCGCGCUUCUUGCGAAGGACAGUGGGCGUCUUGGGCGACGGACUAAGGUGGCGCUUUGACAUAUAGUGGUAU
Molecule: messenger RNA, 2061 nt
Organism: Aphanomyces astaci
Lineage: Eukaryota; Oomycota; Saprolegniomycetes; Saprolegniales; Verrucalvaceae
Exons: 1
Coding region: 54-740 (228 amino acids)
Molecular function (GO): protein dimerization activity
Source: RefSeq, a predicted model, not a curated record